Messenger RNA from Athalia rosae (coleseed sawfly), 2662 nucleotides. Its product is annotated as protein mab-21-like. The record is from RefSeq and is a predicted model, not a curated record. Bases 1024 to 2121 code for a protein of 365 amino acids. The transcript has a single exon. NCBI's taxonomy places the organism in Eukaryota, Metazoa, Arthropoda, Insecta, Hymenoptera, Athaliidae.
UUGUCUCGGACUUCGGAUCGGGAUCGGUGGUAGAUCGCCGCUGUAUACGUCGACGAGUUCUUACGAUGUAUACGUUACGUGUACAGCUAUACGGAUAAAUGUUUAAGCGAUCCAGAUCGAUCGGUAGAAAUAAAAAGUUGCUCGGUAUAAAAUCGUCGGGCAAAAAGUGACGAUGCGCGGAUGAAGGUAUAUUACAAAGCACGUGCAUCGCGUACAUUCAUUUACCGUGCAACUUAUUCGUACACGCGAACUUUCCAUGUACAACAAUUUUAUGACUCCCGUAUAAUUUGUUUAAGUUUUUUCAUAGAUGUGUAAUCUUUGCGGGGAAUUUGGAAAAUUACGUCAGACAAAUCUCCUUGUGAAAUUGAAAUGAGGUGUACAUCGAUAUAGCGAGGGGGCACCUGACGUUCGUCGGAUCGGGGGUUGACAAAUGCCGCGUGCGCCCUCGUUACCCCGCGCGACAUGUACAGGGGAUCAAGUAUAGCCGGCGUCCGUAGGCGUGGUUUUGAACGCGCCGACUCGAACUAUCCGCGACGCCUGACGUCGGAGGCGUUGCCGAUGUGGUUUUCGUUCCGUUACCCCCACGUCGGCGCGUUGAAUACCUCCUGUAGCAAGUUCCUGCGACAGCGCACCUGCCAGACUGACUCAGUGAUCGUCCGGUCGCUGGUAUCGUUAUCUACCAGGUCGCGAACGCGUUUCAAAACGCGUCAGUUCGCAACCCCCCUCGCGGUUAUUAUGAUCCGCGUGCAGAAGAAUAUCAUUACACAGCAGCUCGUUCGGCGGCUGCAGAUGUUCCAGAAGAAGACGCGUUGAACGCGCCGGAAGGAUAGAAAAAAAAAAAAAAAAAAGAACGAAAUUUUUCAGAGUUCUUUAUAACCGGAGAUGAAAUUUUCCUUUGGGAAGAUGAUCCACGAUUCGAUUGUUUCGUAGUGGUAGACGAGAUCGUAAUAAAGUAAUCGUGCGGUAGGAGGAAAUUAUCAAUUCAACUUUCCGCAGACAGCAGAAACAUAGUUGAAAAAAAUAAUGUUGGUACCGCAGGACAUGAUGGCUGCUCAAUCGAAAAUGCUUUAUCAAAUCAACAAGUACUACGGUGAACGGGUUCAGGGACGAAUGGGUCAGAUCCAGAAGACGAUCCGCGAGGUUUGCAAGGUGGUGCAGGACGUUCUGAAGGAAGUCGAGGUACAGGAACCACGGUUCAUAUCCUCGCUCACCGAAUGCAACGGUCGUUACGAAGGACUGGAGGUCAUAUCGCCCGGAGAAUUCGAGGUCGUUCUCUACCUGAAUCAGAUGGGAGUCUUCAACUUCGUCGACGACGGGACUCUCCCCGGAUGCGCCGUCCUCAAGUUGAGCGACGGUCGCAAGAGGUCGAUGUCUCUGUGGGUCGAGUUCAUCACGGCUUCCGGCUACCUAUCGGCGAGGAAGAUCCGCUCCCGUUUUCAAACUCUGGUCGCCCAGGCGUGCGACAAAUGCGCGUACAGGGACUCGGUGAAGAUGAUCGCGGACACGACGGAGGUGAAACUUCGGAUCAGGGAGAGAUACGUCGUGCAAAUAACACCGGCGUUCAAGUGUUCGGGUGUCUGGCCAAGGUCCGCGGCGCACUGGCCGAUACCUCAGAUUCCAUGGCCCCAUCCCACCCACGUGGCCGAAGUUAAGACCGAGGGAUUCGAUCUCCUGUCGAAGGAGAGCGUCGCGAUGCAGGGGAAACAAUCAGCCAUGGAAGGCGACGCUUGGGUCCUUUCUUUCACGGAGGCGGAAACCAGACUGCUUCAGGGUGGAUGCCGACGGCGUUGUCUGAGCAUUUUGAAAACGUUGCGCGACCGUCACCUAGAUCUACCCGGGAAUCCUGUCACCAGUUAUCACAUGAAGACUCUCCUUUUGUACGAGUGCGAAAAACACCCUCACGAGGCCGAGUGGGACGAGGGAUGCCUCGGGGAUCGAAUCAACGGGAUAUUUCUUCAGCUCAUAUCGUGCUUGCAGUGCAGAAGAUGUCCCCACUAUUUUUUACCAAAUUUAGAUCUCUUCAAGGGCAAAUCACCGAGUGGUUUGGAAAACGCUGCUAAACAAGUCUGGAGACUGACCAGAGAACUUUUGACGAAUAGUCGCGCGCUGGAAAAACUUUAGUAUACGAUACAGAGAUUGACACUUGAACAAUCGUGCGACGCACGAUUUCAACCGCUUCACUAAAUUUUCACAUUCGUACACGAAUUGUAUAUCUAAUAAAUGCUUGACGAGAUAUUUCGCUCGUACAUGUAACAUCACGCUCUACGGCAAUUCACACGUUUCAGAUUUACGAUUUUCUUCCUAUCGAUGUAUAAACAGCUCGUAUACCUAAUUCACCGUGCAAUGCUAUAGAAUUUACCACGUGAAUGACUAUAGUUCCAUGAAUAUCGAUAUACCUAUUAUAAUAUAUAUAAAGCGCAAUGUGAUUUGUUGAUGAUUAUAUUUUAUUAUUGGAUAUACGUAGAAAUGUAUAUCAUUAUAUAUUUGAAGCUUAUAUAUACACGCAUAGAAUUGUUGAUUGUAAAUAAUUUUUCCUAUACAGCAAUAUUACUUGAAAAAAAUCUGUUAACGAUUACCCGUAUGUUAAGAAAGAAAAAAUAUUACGUUGAAAACGAGAAAUGUAAAUACAUAUAUACCUACAUAAAACUAAAAUUUAAUAACA